UAUCCAAUAACACGCAAUUGGACAGUCUUAUCGAAUUAUAUAAUACCAUUACAAACGAUACAAAAAGUAUCACGAGUUUAUAGUACCAGUUUGACAGAUCAUACACAGCUGGAAGAUUGUGUAUUACCAACAGAAAAAUUUAACUAUGUAUCCACUGAUAUCAAGCCGUUGUACAAAUCUAUGGAAAUAUUGGAGAAGGCAGCAAGUAAUUAUACAAAUAUGACUGUACACGAUGCUAUUGACACAAUAUUUACAUUAUUUAAAGCUUCUAAAAACACAGAAGAGGAUUUGCAAAAUAUUAAGCAACAUAUAGGCUUUAUGCGCCUAUGCGAAGUGUUAAAUAGAAACAUUAGACUUAUGAAAACCAAUGAAAUUAUUACUAGUCUGAGAAUAUUGACGUAUUUUAAGAUUCCAGCCAGCUGUGUUUUAACUCAGUCAUUAUUGCAAAUGAUUCGUGCAAAUGUAAAUGAGAUAUCGAUUCAGGAUAUAAUCAAUAUAACUAUAUUAUUAAAGAAAAUGGAUAAUACACCAUUAAGAGAUGCUUUAUUAAUAGCAUUACCUGUCGUUUUUGAAGCCCAGUUACCUACAAAAUUGGAUCCAGAUAAUAUUUUUAUUUUGACACAGUCAUUAAGAUUUAUAUGUGAAAAUGAGAUAAUAAGGGCGCUACAUAAAUUAGUGCUGGUCACUGCAAGGAAUAAGGAAUAUGGAUGCAGGUUUUACAAUGAAGCACUGGUGGAUGCUUUUAUCAAUUCAGCAUUGUCUGCAGAAAUUUCUUUUGACAGCAGUAUCUAUCUGCUGAAACGUUUAAAUGAGCUAAAUUACGCUCAUAUACCUUUUCUAGAAUAUUUAGCAGCAAAAUGCUUUGAGCAGCCAAAUUUACUAAAAAACGCAUCAUAUUAUAGAAUAUCUAUUUUCUUAGAAGGAUUAAUUAAUGCUGAUUAUAAGCCAGUAUUUUGGGAUAUUAUACGAGAUGCAAUAUUGGCGAAUAAAGUGGAAAAUAAGAUUUUUAACAGAUCUAUGAUCAAAUUUGCUUUACAUUUGAUUGCAUUAGAUUGUUAUAGUCCAAGUUUAAUCAGCAAAGUCUUUUAUCAGAUUAUAAAAACUAAUGAACCAAUGAAGAAUAUUCAUAUGAGAGAGUUAUUACUUUUAUAUCAAAGUAUUAAGACGCUGUAUCCUAUGUAUAAUGGACCAUGGCCAUCGCAAGAUAUACUUGAACAUGCUGUAAACAUAGACAAAACGUUGCUUAGUCCUAUACUUCCCACAUUUUCUUUAAAAACGGCAUUAGAAUUAGCAUUAGGUGGUCCUCAGUAUAUUCAUAAUAACAUGAAGACAAAACUUGGGCAUGACAUUGAUCACGUUGUUGUAAUGAGAAAAGGAGGAUAUCCUGUUGCAAUUAAUACAGAUACGUCUAAUGCAACUAACAUAACGUACAUUGAAGAUAUACAAACUCCAAGCGAAAGUCAGAUGAUACUUAUCUUCAAUUUACCUGAUGCUGCAUAUGCUGUGAACUCUCAAAGACUAAAAAGUACAUGGUCGUUAAAAAUAAAAUCCGUUGAAGCAUUAAUGAAAACAAAUGCAAUUGCAAUAAAUUCUAGUUCUUGGAUGAAACUACCGGAAUACGAAAGACUUCCAUAUCUGAUGCGAGCUAUAAGGCUAAAAUGCGAAGACGACUCAUUCUUAACAAAAUAAAAUAUAUUUUAUCAUCAACAAGAAAAUACGUAGAAUUUUCGA
Messenger RNA from Cyphomyrmex costatus, 1731 nucleotides. RefSeq lists its product as uncharacterized. The record is from RefSeq and is a predicted model, not a curated record. The coding region runs from base 181 to 1689 and encodes 502 amino acids. The transcript has 6 exons. Lineage: Eukaryota; Metazoa; Arthropoda; Insecta; Hymenoptera; Formicidae.